Molecule: messenger RNA, 1297 nt
Organism: Myxocyprinus asiaticus (Chinese sucker)
Lineage: Eukaryota; Metazoa; Chordata; Actinopteri; Cypriniformes; Catostomidae
Product: parapinopsin-like
Exons: 4
Coding region: 1-1185 (394 amino acids)
Biological process (GO): visual perception; G protein-coupled receptor signaling pathway
Cellular component (GO): membrane; photoreceptor outer segment
Molecular function (GO): G protein-coupled receptor activity
Source: RefSeq, a predicted model, not a curated record
AUGAUUGUGUCCAACCUGAGUGUGAUCGGUUGCAGGAGGACGAACAGCGCGCUGUGCCUCAGUGCCGUUGAGGGACAUUUGGAGGCGUCUUCCUCCUAUCGCACCCUGAGCCCCACCGGGCACCUGCUCGUGGCGGUGUGCUUGGGCUUCACCGGCACUUUCGGAUUCGUCAACAAUCUCCUGGUUCUUGUGCUCUUCUGCCGCUACAAAGUGCUGCGGUCCCCCAUCAACUUUUUGCUGGUGAACAUUUCCUUCAGCGAUCUGCUGGUGUGCGUGUUGGGGACGCCGUUCAGCUUCGCGGCGAGCACGCAAGGGCGAUGGCUCAUCGGCGAAAGUGGAUGUGUGUGGUAUGGCUUUGCCAACUCUUUAUUUGGCAUCGUGUCCCUCAUUUCCCUAGCUGUGCUAUCAUACGAACGCUACUGCACAAUGAUGGGCCCCACGGAGGCUGAUGCCACCAACUACAGGAAGGUGGCCGGAGGGGUGGUGAUGUCCUGGGUCUACUCUUUAUUUUGGACUCUGCCCCCUCUCUUUGGCUGGAGCCGUUAUGGUCCAGAAGGGCCUGGGACCACCUGCUCCGUAGACUGGACGACCAAGACAGCCAAUAACAUCUCUUACAUCAUUUGCCUCUUUAUUUUCUGCCUCAUUGUCCCGUUUCUAGUCAUUAUCUUCUGCUAUGGUAAACUGCUGCAUGCAAUUAAACAGGUCAGCGGUUUGAACACACCCCUGAGUCGCAAACGGGAGCACCGGGUUCUUCUCAUGGUCAUCACCAUGGUGAUCUUCUAUUUGCUCUGCUGGCUGCCCUAUGGUAUCAUGGCUCUGCUGGCCACUUUUGGGGCCCCAGGACUGGUGACUGUGGAGGCUAGCAUCAUGCCCUCCCUCCUAGCCAAAUUCAGCACUGCCAUCAACCCUGUCAUCUACAUCUUCAUGAAUAAACAGUUCUACAGGUGUUUCAGAGCUCUUCUCCAGUGUGACACACCUCAGCGAGUUUCCAGUCUUAAGAGUUCUUCAAAGGCAAUUAAACCGUUUCGGCCUGGACGGCGCACAGACAACAACUUUACUUUUGUUGUUGCCUCAGUGGGGCACUCGGCGACACUCAACCAGGCUAACCCAGUGGAUGAGGGCCCUGUGUCUACAGAUAAUUCCAAACCAGCAGUGGUAUACCUUGUGGCCCAUUACAACUGUUGAGAGCUAUUCUUUGUCAAACAAUGGCAACAAUUGAAGAAACCUUUCACACGUAAUACAGGAAAUGCAGUAUGAAAUUAAAAGAAUUUUACAAAGGAAUGAUAAAAUACUAGAA